CCGCAGUGAGCGGAGCCGGGGGGCGGAACAAGAUGGCGGCGCGCAGCCGCAGGGCGGCGCCGGGGGCUGGGCCAAGAUGGCGGCGCCCGGCGGCGGCGCGGCGGAGUGAGGCGGCCGGAGCCCCAUGGCGGCGCCGGGGCAGGUCCCCGCCGAGGCCCUGCGGGCCGUGCUGAAGCCGAGCGGGCCCCUCCCGACCGACAGCCUCCCGGUGCGUGGGUACGACUUCGCCGGCGGCCCGGACCACGCCGCUCUGCUCCGUUCCUUUCUCACCACCGGUUUCCAGGCCACCAGCUUCGCCCAGGCCGUCGCCGAGAUCCACCGGAUGAUCGCGGCGAAGCUGGAGCCGCUGAGCGAGGAGGAGCGGGCCCGGGCCGGGCUGGGCGGUCCGCGGCCGCCCUCGGGCUGCACCAUCUUCCUGGGCUUCACCUCCAACCUCAUCAGCUCCGGCGUCCGGGAGACCAUCCGCUACCUGGUGCAGCACAACAUGGUGGACGUGCUGGUGACAACAGCGGGGGGCGUGGAGGAGGAUCUCAUCAAGUGCCUGGCGCCCACCUACAUCGGGGACUUCAGCCUGCGGGGCCAGGACCUGCGCCAGAGCGGCAUCAACAGGAUCGGGAACCUGCUGGUGCCCAACGACAACUACUGCAAGUUUGAGGACUGGCUGAUGCCCAUCCUGGAGCAGAUGGUGGAUGAGCAGGAAACGCAGGGUGCAAGGUGGACUCCCUCCAGGAUGAUCGCGCGGCUGGGCAAGGAGAUCAACAACCCCGAAUCAGUCUGUUACUGGGCGCAGAAGAACAACAUCCCGGUGCUGAGCCCGGCGCUCACCGACGGCUCCCUGGGGGACAUGAUCUUUUUCCACUCCUACAAGCGCCCAGGGUUGGUGCUGGACAUCGUGGAGGACCUGCGCCUCAUUAACACCCAGGCCCUCUUUGCCAGGAAGACGGGAAUGAUUAUCCUGGGCGGGGGGCUGGUGAAGCACCACAUCGCCAACGCCAACCUCAUGAGGAAUGGGGCCGACUUCUCCGUCUACGUCAACACGGCGCAGGAGUUCGACGGUUCUGACUCUGGGGCGCGGCCAGACGAGGCUGUGUCCUGGGGCAAGAUCCGAAUGGAUGCCACCCCCGUCAAGGUCUAUGCUGAUGCCUCCCUAGUCUUUCCGCUGCUGGUGGCGGAGACGUUUGCCCAGAGAGCUGAUGCCUUUGCCUCAGAGAAGCCAGGAGACUGAACCAGUGGCAGGGUGUCCCAGGGCGUGAGACCCCACCCUGGGAGGGGUCUGCCCCACCUUGGGGGGGCUGAGCCCCCAGUACCUCACCUUGGGAGGGGUCUGCCCCACCUUGGGGGGGCUGAGCCCCCAGUACCUCUGCAGGGGCUCCCAUCUUGAUGCCCCCAGGCUCCGCUCCCUGCGCCCUAACACCAGUGAGUGCAGAGCCGGAGAGAGCAGGGCGAUUCUGGGGGAGUGGGGGAGCCAGGACCCCCCAACACCACCUGCCUGUCACGUGUGUCCUAUCACUGUCUGCCUGCUCCCCUCUCCCCAGUACUUAUAUUUAUUUGAGCUGCCUGGGCGGCUCUGUGCGCUCCCAAUAAAGCACGGCGGCUUCUCCAC
Phalacrocorax carbo (great cormorant) is the source of this 1603-nucleotide messenger RNA. The record is from RefSeq and is a predicted model, not a curated record. Lineage: Eukaryota; Metazoa; Chordata; Aves; Suliformes; Phalacrocoracidae.